Molecule: messenger RNA, 153 nt
Organism: Funneliformis mosseae
Lineage: Eukaryota; Fungi; Glomeromycota; Glomeromycetes; Glomerales; Glomeraceae
Source: the annotation of a GenBank genome assembly
AUGGUGAAAGCUUCUGAUGACAAUUUUGAACCUGUCUCAAAUCAGUUUUUAAAGGAUUGGGAACAAGGAUGUAAGUCAUUUGUGAGAAGGCAAAUCCAUCCAGCUGCAAAGUCUGGAAGUCCUUCAAAAAAUAAUGCUGUUACUCUUUUCUGA